This is a messenger RNA of Morchella sextelata, 1089 nucleotides long. RefSeq lists its product as uncharacterized. The transcript is spliced from 3 exons. The record is from RefSeq and is a predicted model, not a curated record. Gene Ontology annotation, molecular function: pyrimidine nucleotide transmembrane transporter activity. Gene Ontology annotation, biological process: pyrimidine nucleotide import into mitochondrion. Lineage: Eukaryota; Fungi; Ascomycota; Pezizomycetes; Pezizales; Morchellaceae. Gene Ontology annotation, cellular component: mitochondrion. Bases 1 to 1089 code for a protein of 362 amino acids.
AUGUCACAACCCCCCACCCCCUCCACAACCUCCCCCGACAAGCCCCCCCACCCCGUACACCACAUCUACCCCAUCUUCGUCCCCGCCGACCUCUCCGACAACUUCAUCCACGCCUUUGCCGGCGCAACCGCCGGCUUCGCCUCCGGCAUCGCAACAUGCCCGCUCGACGUCAUCAAGACCAAGCUGCAAGCCCAGGGCGGCUGGUCGCGCAUGGGGCCCGGCCCCGGGGAGGUGGUCUAUCGCGGGCUCUUUGGAACAGCGAGCACGAUAUGGAAGGAUGAGGGGUUUAGAGGGAUGUAUAGAGGGCUCGGACCGCUGAUUCUGGGAUAUCUGCCGACGUGGAUGGUGUAUUUUACGGUGUACGAGAAGGCGAAGAAGUUUUUGGAGCCACAAAUCGAGCGCACCUGGGUGACACACAUCCUCUCCGCCAUGACCGCUGGCGCCUCCUCCACAAUCUGCACCAACCCCAUCUGGGUCAUCAAAACUCGGCUCAUGUCGCAGCCCCCCGUCACCGCCAACUCCCCCGCCUCCCAACACUACACCUCGACCCUCGACGCCAUGCGCAAAAUGUACAUGCACGAAGGCGUCCGCGCCUUCUACUCCGGCCUCGCCCCGGCACUCCUCGGGCUAACGCACGUGGCCGUGCAAUUCCCGCUCUACGAGCAGUUCAAGAAGAUGUUUACCACCGGCGCGGGGCAGGGCCAGAGCGGGCGCGGGAAGACGAGCGAUUUCUGGGGGAUCCUGGCCGCCAGCUGUCUGAGCAAGAUAUGCGCGAGCUCGGCCACGUAUCCGCAUGAAGUUGUGCGGACAAGGUUGCAGACGCAGCGGGUGCUGGGGGAGGCGGGGGGAGGAGGGAGGGGGAGGGUCAGGUAUCGCGGGGUGAUACAGAGCUUUGCGACGGUGUUUAGGGAGGAGGGACUGGGGGGUUUCUAUGCGGGGAUGGGGACGAAUAUGAUUAGGGCGGUGCCCGCGAGUGCGAUGACGUUGUUGACGUAUGAGUUCAUGGUAGGACGGUUAACACGAUACAAGGAACAAGGAAUACUAGAACGGGAUCGAUUACUCGGCGAACAAUCGCAGUCAUCACGGUGA